UCCAAGGACGGCGUGAAGUUCUCCACGACCGGCGACAUCGGCCAGGCGAACAUCACGUGCCGCCAGAACACGUCCGUGGACAAGGAGGAGCAGACCGUGAUCGAGCUCCAGGAGCCGGUGACGCUCACGUUCGCGUUGAGGUACCUCAACUCGUUCACCAAGGCGACGCCGCUCGCGCCGACGGUGCAGCUGCAGAUGUCCAAGGAGCUUCCCGUCGUCGUGCAGUACCUCAUCGCGGACAUGGGGUACGUGCGCUACUACCUCGCGCCGAAGAUCGAGGACGAGGAGACCGCGGGCGAGGCGUAA
Molecule: messenger RNA, 306 nt
Organism: Micromonas pusilla CCMP1545
Lineage: Eukaryota; Viridiplantae; Chlorophyta; Mamiellophyceae; Mamiellales; Mamiellaceae
Exons: 1
Biological process (GO): translesion synthesis; regulation of DNA replication; leading strand elongation
Cellular component (GO): PCNA complex
Molecular function (GO): DNA binding; DNA polymerase processivity factor activity
Source: RefSeq, a predicted model, not a curated record